Lodderomyces pseudojiufengensis is the source of this 780-nucleotide messenger RNA. RefSeq lists its product as uncharacterized. The record is from RefSeq and is a predicted model, not a curated record. The transcript has a single exon. NCBI's taxonomy places the organism in Eukaryota, Fungi, Ascomycota, Pichiomycetes, Serinales, Debaryomycetaceae. The coding region runs from base 1 to 780 and encodes 259 amino acids. Gene Ontology annotation, cellular component: nucleolus. Gene Ontology annotation, molecular function: RNA binding.
AUGGUAAGGCAUAAUAGAGAGAUAUUGACAGGCGGUAAAAACUAUGCUCAAAAGCAGAGUAAAAAACAUGCAGUCAAUGAAGUUGUAUUUGAUAAAGAAUCAAGACAAGAAUAUUUAACGGGGUUUCAUAAAAGAAAACUACAGAGACAGAAAAAAGCUCAAGAAUAUAAUAAAGAACAAGAAAGGUUGGCGAAAAUUGAAGAAAGAAAACAAAUGAGAGAUGAAAGAAAACAAAAUCUUGAGACUCAGCUAAAGGAAUUUAAUGAAAAAGCAAAAGAAAUUGCAAUGAUUAAUGGUGAUUUGAAAAGUGACGAUGACGAUGAGGUAUUGAAUGGAAAAGAAGACGAAGAUGAAUGGACGGGAUUUGAUGAGGAUGAUGAAAAUGAGGAAGGACGAGAUACAAAUGUACAAAUUGAAGAAGAACCAAUUCCACUAAAAGGAAUAUUACAUCAUAAAGAAGUAUAUGAACAAAAUGAAGAACUACCGAAUGAAUUUGGAGAUGAAACAACAGUAACAAUAGAAUCAAUAAAUCAUCCAAUAAUAGAUAAUAAUGAAAUUUUAGAAGCAAAAGCUAAAUCAAAUAAUGUUAACUUAAAUAAAUCAAAUGAAAUCUUGGAAAAAUCAAUAGAAAGAGCUAAAAAUUAUGCUGUUUUAUGUGGAGUUUCUAAACCAUCAAAAGACAAAAAGCCAAAGAAGAAAUUUAGAUAUUUGAGUAAGGCUGAAAGAAGGGAAAAUACUAGAAAAGAAAAGUCAAAGAGUAAAUUUAAAGGUAAAAAAUGA